AUGUCGUACCCAAGUGCGACGGCAGCCGUCUCUCCCUCGGCUCCAGUCCGCGACUCCACGACAACUUCAAGCGCGUCGACAGAAAAGUAUCCAGCACACACCUCCGCAGACCAACAGUUUCCUGAAGUCGUGGCCCAGCCUCCACUCCAACCUCACCAGCAAGCAGACCCUGUCUAUCAACAGCAACCCUACCAUUAUACAGAUAGCUACACGCCGGAAGCAGUCCCGACGGCAUCACGUCCUCUUCGACCCAACCCUUGGGGCCUCUCGCCGCUCGCAUUUGGACUGUUGGUGGGAGCAAUUACCGCGGUUGUGGUAGGCGGUGCCGUGGGUGGUGGUGUUGCGGGAGCGCUAUCAGGGAAGAAUUCUAACUCAUCAAGUCCACAAGUUUCAACAGUGACCGUCACUUCAGGUGCCACAACAACACCAACACCAUCCUCUUCCGCAACCUCCUCCGGUCUCCCCUCCCCCUCGUCCUUGGAAAAUUUUGUCGUGCCUGAACCCUACUACGUCGAUACGCUGCAAGACCCUGGCUGUGCAGACGGCAACUCCCGCAUCGACGUUCAACACAACACCUCUUUCAAUAUCCUUUGCGGUGUCGACAUGUUAAACCACGUUGCCGACGAGAACAAUCCAGAUUUACAGGUCGCUGACGUCGUGGGUUUGUUCGCUUACAGCCUGAUCGACUGUCUGUACGCCUGCUCGAACAUGAUAUAUUUCACCCAGGUAUAUGGUCAAGAUUAUGCAGGUGGGAACAUGCAGACGUGUGCUGGGGUCACCUGGGACUAUCAGAUGGCACAGAGCAACUCGUCAAAUCAGGCCAAUUGCUGGCUGAAGAACGGGACCACAAAUCCGGGCUUCCAGUGCAAUACGUGCAUCAGUGGUAAGCUGGUCACCUGA
Messenger RNA from Fonsecaea multimorphosa CBS 102226, 900 nucleotides. RefSeq lists its product as uncharacterized. The record is from RefSeq and is a predicted model, not a curated record. The coding region runs from base 1 to 900 and encodes 299 amino acids. NCBI's taxonomy places the organism in Eukaryota, Fungi, Ascomycota, Eurotiomycetes, Chaetothyriales, Herpotrichiellaceae. The transcript has 3 exons.